Messenger RNA from Rhinopithecus roxellana (golden snub-nosed monkey), 6039 nucleotides. It is a transcript of the gene DISC1, whose product is annotated as DISC1 scaffold protein. Gene Ontology annotation, biological process: cilium assembly; neuron migration. The transcript is spliced from 14 exons. Bases 129 to 2756 code for a protein of 875 amino acids. The record is from RefSeq and is a predicted model, not a curated record. Gene Ontology annotation, cellular component: centrosome; intermediate filament cytoskeleton; mitochondrion. NCBI's taxonomy places the organism in Eukaryota, Metazoa, Chordata, Mammalia, Primates, Cercopithecidae.
AAGAAAGGAGCCGCCCCCUUCGUCGCCAGCCCCCUCCUCACUUCCCGUCCGGCGCGCUGCUCCCUUCCCCCUCGGGGAGCGAGCAGGAGGCGGCCCCGGCGGAGCGGUAGGAGCUGGCAGCGGGGCGCAUGCCAGGUGGGGGUCCCCAGGGCGCCCCGGCCGCCGCCGGCGGCGGCGGCGUAGGCCACCGCGCAGGCAGCCGGGAUUGCUUACCACCUGCAGCGUGCUUUCGGAGGCGGCGGCUGGCACGGAGGCCGGGCUACAUGAGAAGCUCGACAGGGCCUGGGAUCGGGUUCCUUUCCCCAGCAGUGGGCACACUGUUCCGGGUCCCAGGAGGGGUGCCUGGCGAGGAGUCCCACCACUCGGAGUCCAGGACCAGAGAGUGUGGCCUUGACCUGAGAGGCCUCUUGGUCGGGAGCCCUGUUUCCAAGAGCGCAACAGCCCCUGCUGUGACCUCUGUGAGAGGAACCUCAGCACACUUUGGGAUUCAGCUCAGAGGUGGCACCAGAUUGCCUGACAGGCUUAGCAGGCUGUGUGGCCCUGGGAAUGCUGGGUGGCAGCAAGAGUUUGCAGCCAUGGACAGUUCUGAGACCUUGGACGCCAGCUGGGAGGCAGCCUGCAGUGAUGGAGCAAGGCAUGUCCAGGCUGCAGGCUCUGUGCCAUCAGCAGAGUUGAGUAGCAAUCGCUGCAACCCUGGCUGUGGCCCUGAGGACCCCCCACCCCCUCCUGGCUCUCACAUUGCCUUUGCCUCAAGCUUUAGCUUUAUUCGGCUCUCGCUUGGCUCUGCCGGGGAACGUGGAGAAGCAGAAGGCUGCCCACCAUCCAGAGAGGCCGAGUCCCCUUGCCAGAGCCCCCAGGAGAUGGGAGCCAAAGCUGCCAGCUUGGAUGGGCCUCAUAAGGACCCUCGAUGUCUCUCUCGGCCCUUCAGUCUCUUGGCUACACAGGUCUCAGAAGACUUGGCCCAGGCCGCCGGGAACAGCUCCAGGCCAGAGUGUGAGAUUCAUUCUUUACCAGACAUGGACCCUGGUUCCUCCAGUUCUCUGGAUCCCUCAUUGGCUGGCUGUGGUGGUGAUGGGAGCAGUGGAUCGGGGGAUGCCCACUCUUGGGACACCCUGCUCAGGAAAUGGGAGCCAGUGCUGCGGGACUGCCUGCUGAGAAACCGGAGGCAGGUGGAGGUAAUAUCCUUAAGAUUAAAACUUCAGAAACUUCAAGAAGAUGCAGUUAAGAAUGAUGAUUAUGAUAAAGCUGAGACAUUACAACAAAGAUUAGAAGACCUGGAACAAGAGAAAAUCAACCUGCACUUUCAGCUUCCUUCAAGGCAGCCAGCUCUUAGCAGCUUCCUGGGUCACCUGGCAGCACAAGUCCAGGCUGCCUUGCGCCAUGGGGCCACUCAGCAGGCCAGUGGAGAUGACACCCAUGCCUCACUCAGAACGGAGCCGAGGCUGUUGGAACGCACUGCUCAGGACAGCUUGCACGUGUCCAUCACAAGACGAGACUGGCUUCUUCAGGAAAAGCAGCAGCUACAGAAAGAAAUUGAAGCUCUCCAAGCAAGGAUGUCGGUGCUGGAAGCCAAAGAUCAACAGCUGAGAAGGGAAAUAGAGGAGAAAGAGCAACAACUCUGGUGGCAGGGCUGCGACCUGACCCCACUGGUGGGCCGGCUAUCCCUGGGUCAGCUGCAGGAGGUCAGGAAGGCCUUGCAGGACACCCUGGCCUCCGCUGGUCAGAUUCCCUUCCAUGCAGAGCCACCGGAAACCAUAAGGAGCCUCCAGGAAAGAAUAAAAUCCCUCAACUUGUCACUUAAAGAAAUCACUACUAAGGUGUGUAUGAGUGAGAAAUUCUGCAGCACCCUGAGGAAGAAAGUUAACGAUAUUGAAACCCAACUACCAGCCUUGCUUGAAGCCAAAAUGCAUGCCAUAUCAGGAAACCAUUUCUGUACAGCUAAAGACCUCACCGAGGAGAUUAGAUCAUUAACAUCAGAGAGAGAAGGGCUGGAGGGACUCCUCAGCAAGCUGUUGGUGUUGAGUUCCAGGAAUGUCAAAAAGCUGGGAAGUGUUAAAGAAGAUUACGACAGACUGAGAAGAGAAGUGGAGCACCAGGAGACUGCCUAUGAAACAAGUGUGAAGGAAAAUACUAUGAAGUACAUGGAAACACUUGAGGAUAAACUGUGCAGUAAAGUGUUCCUGUAUUUUCACAAAAAUGAGCAAGACCUACCGCAAAAAAUGAUCAGCUGCAAGUGUCCACUGCUUGGGAAAGUGUGGGAAGCUGACUUGGAAGCUUGUCGAUUGCUUAUCCAGAGCCUCCAACUCCAGGAAGCCAGGGGAAGCCUGUCUGUAGAAGAUGAGAGGCAGAUGGAUGACUUAGAGGGAGCUGUCUGUAUAGCUGCUCCUCCCAUUCCCCCCGGGCUCCACUCCGAGGAUAAAAAGAAGACCCCUUUGCAGGCACUGGAAGAAUGGAAGGCUCACCUGAUCCCCUCUCUGUACUGUGCUGGAGGCGAACAGAAAGAGGAAUCUUACAUCCUUUCUGCAGAACUUGGAGAAAAGUGUGAAGACAUAGGCAAGAAGCUAUUGUACUUGGAAGAGCAACUUCACACAGCAAUCCACAGUCACGAUGAAGAUCUCAUUCAGUCUCUCAAGAGGGAGCUCCAGAUGGUGAAGGAAACUCUGCAGGCCAUGAUCCUGCAACUGCAGCCGGCAAAGGAGGCAGGGGAAAGAGAAGCUGCAGCUUCCUGCGUGACAGCUGGUGUCCGGGAAGCAUAAGCCUGAGGAGAGACGGGAUGGGGGGGGAGGUGGGCCACCAUGUCAACAGUUUGGACCCGGGGGGCUGCUAUCCUCUCCCCCUGCAUAACUAAUGUGCCUGAAUUAAUUAUGGAGAUACAGAGCCUUGAGGUCUUUCAUUGGAAAGGUGGCUCAUGUUCAUUCUCAUGAGUCUGAAACUGAGGAGUCUGCAAAUUGGAAUAUGGAGAGAGAGACGGAUUUGCUGAAUUUCCUUCCAAAUGUCACUCAAAAAUUUCUCUUCCAUGUCAUUCAUGGGAAUGUCUUGCACAGGAUUUGAGAAUAUUUUCAUCUCAGCCCCCAUUAGAAGUUGGGGUGAAUUCUGGAAAAAUGUCUCUUUUCUCUGUAGCAUUUGUCUUCUGCUGCAACUAAAAUAUUUCCUGAUUCAAGAUUCUAUAAAAAGGAAACCAAGCAUAAGACUCUGUCAUCAUACCUGUUACACGUUCCUACAGGUGCACGAUCUAAGAGAGCUAAUUAACCUCAGAGUCUGGAAUUAACAGCUUUUCACCUUACUUCUCCUGUGAUCUAAUAUUAUCUUAGAAAAAUUAAUAUGCAACUUCCAAAAGAUAUUUUGGUAAGACAACAGCCUCUCAGUGGUAUACCACCUUUCAAUUUUCCUUUUGUGGCAAUGAUUGCACCUGAAGAAAGGAUCCCUGAGAGUCUGUGUUUCAUCAGGAAAUUUAUGAAAUUUACCCACAGUGAGGCUGUGGAUGGAUCAGGGAAAACCUGUAUAAAAUGUUUGAGCCUGUUCUGUUUUCCCGUGGAGCCUGUUUCACUCAAUGCCAGGCAGUGCAGCAUUUAGGAAAGCAGUGCAGUACUCAGUAAGGCAGUGCAGUACUCAGUAAGGCAGUGCAAUACUCAGUAAUAGUGCAGUACUCAGUAACACAGUGCAGUACUCAUUAAUACAGUACAAUACUCAGUAAGGCAGUGAAGUACUCAGUAAUACAAUACAGUACUCAGGCAGUGCAGUACUCAGGGAGUGCAGUACUCAGUAAGGCAGUGCAGUACUCAGGAAUACAGUGCAGUACUCAGUAAGGCAGUGCAGUACUCAGUAAGGCAGUGCAAUACUCAGUAAUACAGUGCAGUACUCUGUAACACAGUGAAGUACUCAGUAAUACAGUACAGUACUCAGUAAGGCAGUGCAGUACUCAGUAACGCAGUGCAAUACUCAGUAACGCAGUGCAGUACUCAGUAACAGUGCAGUACUCAGUAAUAUAGUACUGUACUCAGUAAGACAGUACAGUACUCAGUCAGGCAGUGCAAAACUCAGUAACACAGUGCAGUGCUCAGUAAGGCAGUGGAGUGCUCAGUAACACAGUGUAGUACUCAGUAGGACAGCACAGAACUCAGUGACACAGGGCAGUUAGUACUCAGUACUAUGAGUACUGAGUACUUAUAUAGGCAAUGUAGUCCUUAGUAUAUCAGUGCAGUACUCAAUAAUGCAAGGGCAUUUCAGGCUCCUGCUGGGCUGCUUCUUUGGCCCAGCUGGGACUCCUAUUGAGACAGCUGCAAAACAGGCUGAUUUCAAUUAGGCAGCACUUCCCAAAGUGCACUGAGGAAGGUGGCCCCAAGAGAUGCUCUAAACAAAGGAGUCCCCUCUCCGGUCAAGUACCUUUGAUAAAUACACCAUACCAUAAUAUCUGCUUGGAGAACCACAACGCGCAUUAGCAUAUUAGUCUGAGAAAACUUAUAGUAAGUAAACUCACUUGAUUUUAUCUAACCUCAAACUUUCCAAGCUUAAUGGAUCGUGAAUUUUUUUCAUGUAACUCCUAUUCAUAUGCCACAGAUCUAGUAUCGUACAGCACUGCAUUCUCUGAGGAAGUGCAAGUCCAAACUCUGAUUUACAUCGCUGUAGAAACCACACUCACAGUUUUGCAGAGUGUUGAGCUUAAUAACUACCUGCCACAGAUCGGUAAAUUUAAUCCAGUGGUGGUUCUGUCUGUGCUUCUGUUCUCAUAUAUGUGAUUAGGGACAGUGAUGUUCCUGCCUUCACUAGGAUCCAUGGAUAUGACACCAUUUUUGUUAUUUCCUGAAGUCACACUGGCAUUUCCAGAAGGCAUCUGGUGCUCUGCUCAGCCUUCCAUGCUGUGCCACACUUCUGUCCUCAGUCAAGGAGAUGGCCCUGCUGAAGCCAGCGGUUGGCUGGGGUCCAGGAAACAAACCAAAAGCACAAUAUGUGAAUAUGCUGAUUGUGUUCCCUAUGGCUUCAUCUUGAGUAAAAUACACUCUACAUAUUUUAAUAAUAAGUAUAAUUAGCUUGUUCCUGGACUUCACUUUUCAAUGAUGAACCAAAUUCCUCAAUUAUUUAUAAUUGUGUCUACAGAAAAUUAUGAACUGGUCACAUGGCACUUGGAGUCCUUGAAUUAAUUCCAGUGAAGCAAAACUUGGGAAGAGUCAGGAUUGGCCACAUUGCCAAUAGCAAAUUCCUACUUCGACAUAUGUCUUUUUAAAAAGCCUCCCAGACACAAGACAUCUUAACCGUCACUAGCCCAAGUGUUUUGUAUUACACAGACACCAUCAUGAAAUAAUUCUGUGAGGUCAUGAUGUAUUUGAAAAUUCUGCAAGUUAAUAACUGCCUUGAAUUAUUUGAACCCCAAAUAAGGGUUCCUUGGUACCUCUAGUAGAUAGUGUGUUCAUUUCCCUGCUGCAAAUUUUGAAGUAUUUGGGCAGGUGAGUAAUGUUUAAACCAUGUACUGUAACUCAUCUGUUGUCUUGACUUGGUCUUAGAGUGUUAUUCAGAAAGCCUGCUAAGGGCCAGAGUGCUUCCUCUGGCUACACCACCUCCUCAGGACAACCCCAGUGUCUUAAGCUACUUUGACCCUGGGAGACACAGGAUUUGUAUCCUCAAUCAUACUAUAGAGCAGUUUUUGUCAGGGGAACAUAAAAAUAUCCAAGAGAAGUUAAGGCUUAGAUUUAAAAGCAUCGAAACAACAACAAUAAAAAUUUAUAUUGGAGAUAGCCAAGAUCAUAAGCAAAAGCACAUAUUGAAAAUGAUGAGUUAGAAUCUGAUGUGACUGGGAUGUGGUGUGGGAGAAUGUGUGGUAUUAUACUGUUUGCCUUGCUGGAAUGCUGGCUUUCAAAUGGUCACCCAUUUUUCUUUCACUGGCCUGAGUUAGGACAUGCUGUCUAUCACAACAGUCCCAGUUCCAUCCAACUUACUUUUUCUUUCUUUUUCUUUCUUUCUUUCUUUCUUGCUUGCUUGCUUGCUUGCUUGCUUGCUUGCUUGCUUUCUUGCUUGCUUUCUUGCUUGCUUUCUUGCUUUCUUGCU